AAGUGGUUGGCUGCUCCAAUUUGGCGUCAAUUUAAGUACUUGUACAGGUACAGUACCAAUUUCAAAAAGCUGGAAAAGGAAGUUAAAUAGCUGAAGAAUACAAGAGACGAAGUUCAGCAUAAGUUUACUGUUGCUGAAAGAAAUGUGGAAGAGAUCAAACAGAAUGUUAAAGACUGGCUGAAGGAAGUGGAGAAGACAAUUACAGAAGCAGAGCAGUUGAUUCAAGAGAAGACAAACAACCCUCCAUGUUUUAAAGGAUUGUGCUCCAACUACAACCAAAGCAAGAAAGCUUUCAAAUUAAAGUGGGAUGAUAUUGAUCCCCUCCUCCAGCGGGAAAAGGAAUUCGAUCAAGUUUCCUUUCCUACUAUUCAACAAGAUAUCUGGCUUAGAUCUAGCGAAGAUUAUUUGACGUUCGAAUCAAGAAACUCCAUUAUGAAGAAUGUAUGGGAUGCUUUAAAUGAUGAGAAUGUGUACAUGGUUGGUGUUUAUGGGAUGGGUGGUAUUGGGAAGACCACUCUUGUGCAAGAAGUUGAAAGGAAAGAGGAGCAGGAUAAUCUAUUUGAGGACAUUGCUUUUGUUGAGGUAACACAAACUUUGGAUAUAAAAAAGGUUCAAAGAGAAAUUGCAGAGAAGUUAGGCGUAAAAUUCAGUAAUGACAGUGAAAGAGCAAAUAAGUUAUAUGAGAGAUUAAAGAGUGGUAAGAAGAUCUUUUUAAUUUUAGACAAUAUUUGGGAAGAUGUUGAUCUCAAGACUAUCGGUAUUCCUUCUAAAAUGGAUCAUGGGGGUUGUAAACUAAUGUUCACGGCAAGAAAUUUAGAUGUUUUGCAGAAAAUUUCAAGAUGGCAUUUUAGAAGAAAAUGA
Messenger RNA from Mangifera indica (mango), 861 nucleotides. Its product is annotated as disease resistance protein RPS5-like. The transcript has 2 exons. Gene Ontology annotation, molecular function: ADP binding. Lineage: Eukaryota; Viridiplantae; Streptophyta; Magnoliopsida; Sapindales; Anacardiaceae. Bases 433 to 861 code for a protein of 142 amino acids. The record is from RefSeq and is a predicted model, not a curated record.